This is a messenger RNA of Ostreobium quekettii, 903 nucleotides long. The record is from the annotation of a GenBank genome assembly. NCBI's taxonomy places the organism in Eukaryota, Viridiplantae, Chlorophyta, Ulvophyceae, Bryopsidales, Ostreobiaceae.
AUGUUUGCCGCCGUUGGAGUGGGUUGGUGGUUCCUGUUCCUUGCAGCGAGCUGGGGCGCUGGGGCGCUGGCCCAGGCUGACUGGCGAGAGGAAACGUCGGCUUGGCAGGCACGCAGCAGGACCGCCUCCCGCCACCUCCUCGCCCCGUCCGCCGGCGGCAUGACAACCCAGGAAGCCGAAGAUGUCCUCCAAUUCCUGGGCAUCGACGACCACGGCCCCAUCGUGUACAUGGGGAGGACGGCCGACUGCCCGCUGACCGACCUCUCCUCCGACGCCGCGGCCACCCUCGACGGCUUCUGCGAGGCCAUACAGCGCAUGCGGCGCUGCCGGGGCAGGGACAGCCGGGAGCCGGGCCUGGCCCGGCCCCUGUUCCACAUGUCUUGCCAGAAUCAAACGUGCGUGGAGACGCUGUCUUUCACCGCCACGGCGUGCGACCUCAACGCGCGCCUGGGGCUGCCGCUGAAGGACGCCGUCAACAGGUCGUGCGAGCUUACGCUGCCGGAGACCGCAAACACUUCGAAGCCCCACCUGCCCUCCUUCCUGACGCCCGACGGGCGCAGGUCCAUGUUCGACUGCCUGCUCGGCUGGCCCACGGGCACCGAGCUGUUCAAGAAGUACACAUGCGUUGAGGGCUUCUUUCGGCUGCAAGUUUCUAACAGGUUGGGGGGCCAGGCGUUUGUGCCGGACAUGGCGCUCUACCGGUGCAUUCGGGACAUACGGUGCGGGGAGGGCGAGGAGGGGGGCCUGUGGUUCGAGGGGGAAUACAUUUGCUACCUACCCGAGGGCAGCAGGGUGGCGCUGACGAGCUGGGCGGCCGGCGGGGGAGGACUUGUCGCCCCGUUCCUUUGGGCCUGCGCGCUUUUGCUCUCCGUUGUGUGGCGAGAUUGGCCGACAGGAGCGUGA